Triticum dicoccoides is the source of this 2262-nucleotide messenger RNA. RefSeq lists its product as uncharacterized. Lineage: Eukaryota; Viridiplantae; Streptophyta; Magnoliopsida; Poales; Poaceae. The coding region runs from base 532 to 2085 and encodes 517 amino acids. The transcript is spliced from 9 exons. The record is from RefSeq and is a predicted model, not a curated record.
GAAUUCUUUACCCUUUCCCGGCGAUUCAUAUGCCGCGCCUUUGCGGAGCAGCAAAGAUCAGGGAGGGGAUCCGUCCAUGGAAUGGAUGAUCAACACGCUUUAGGCCGGGCACGGGUCAAUUAACUAAGUGGCAUGCGCGUCACGUUCUCGCCUCCCUCCCCUCCCAUCCCAUGAUUAGGAUGAUGCUUAGGGCGAGGUACUAGUACAAGUAGAGGGAGGACUGCUUGGGGUGGUAGGCAGCUGGAGACUGCGGAAUUGUUGGCGGCCGGGCUCCCGUGUCCGAGAGGAACCCCUUUUUCUCCUGGCAUUAUCCGCUGAGAAGUCUGAGAUAAUUGGAGGUCGCUACUAGAUUGAUUGAUUGGGUUGAUCGAUAAGGGCAGGUAAAGCUCUUUGAUCCGUCCCUUGGGUCUCUCCCAAAGUGCGGUAUAUAUCCGUCCGUCAAGCUUCAAGCCGGCCGGCCUUGAGUUGCUAGCUAACUCUGCGAGGGUGGUUUGGUCCGGUCAGGUGUGCGUGCGUGCGUGCUCGCCGGCGAUGGGUUCUUGCGUGUCGACCACGAGGCGGCGGCGGAGGUCCUCCAGGAAGCUGUCGGCCACGGCGACCAAGUUCCGCCGCAAGGUGUCCGCCGCGAUCGCCGGCGACGCGGCCGGCCGCUUCGCCGCGCGCCACGGGGUCGUCCGCGUCGACGGCGCGCCGCCGGCCUCGGGCGUCACGCUCCACCUCACGCAGCUGCAGUGGCAGCACAGCCAGAUGGACGCAGGGAAUGUGAUCUGCGACGAGGCGUGGUACGACUCCGUCAGCAUGCUGGGAGACUCGGCCGGCUCCGACGACGACGACAACGAUUACUCCAGCGUCAGUGGAGAUCCUCUCCCGGAGGACGCCGCCGGCGGCACGAGCGCGUCGCCGUGCAAGGACGCGGCGUGCCUGGCGGACGCCGUGCAGCGCCUCCGGAGCAUCGCGGACGCGGAGGCGUGCCAGGGCGACCCCCCGGGGAAAAGCGAGGACCCCGACGCUGCUCCUGCUCCUGGUCAUGCCGCUGCCGGUGGCCUGAAAGAACCGCAGAGCGCGGCGUCCUGCUCGCCUCGGCCUCUCCCGGGCUCCGUCCCGAGCCACAAGGUGCAGCCGAUGCCGGUCGCCGGGUUCAGCCCGCACCACCAGAGGAAGAAAUCGGCCGUCGUCAGGCUCUCCUUCCGGAGGAGGUCGUACGAGGGCGAUGAGAUGACCGAAAUGACUGGCUCGGCCAAGUACCUGUACCGGCCGAGAGCGGGCCUGACGCUGCCGUGUGCGGCCGGCGAGAAGCCGUCGGAGGGCUGCUGGUCGGUCCUCGAGCCGUCGGUGUUCAGGGUCAGAGGGGAGGGUUUCUUCAGAGACAAGAGGAAAUCCCCAGCCCCAAACUGCUCCCCCUACACCCCGAUCGGAGCUGACAUGUUUGCCUGCCCAAGGAAGGUGCACCACAUCGCGCAGCACAUCGCGCUCCCGUCGCUCAAGCCCCACGACUCCUUCCCUUCGCUCCUCAUUGUCAACAUUCAGUUGCCUACCUACCCUACUACCAUGUUCGGCGAGAACGACGGCGAUGGGGUUAGCCUGGUCCUGUAUUUCAAGAUAUCCGAUAGCUUCGACAAGGAGAUCUCUCCUCAGCUCAAGGACAGCAUCAAGAGUGUUAUGAACGAGGAAAUGGAGAAGGUCAAGGGGUUCCCGGUGGACAGCAACGUGCCCUACACAGAGAGGCUGAAAAUCCUGGCCGGCAUUGUAAACCCUGAAGACCUGCAGCUCAGCGCGGCCGAGAGGAGGCUUGUGCAGACCUACAACCAGAAGCCCGUGCUGUCUAGGCCCCAGCACAAAUUCUACAAGGGCUCGAACUACUUCGAGAUCGACAUCGACGUGCACCGGUUCAGCUACAUAUCACGGAAGGGCCUCGAGACCUUCCGAGAGCGGCUGAAACAUGGUGUCAUCGAUCUUGGGCUGACCAUUCAGGCACAGAAGGCUGAGGAGCUACCUGAGCAUGUGUUGUGCUGCAUGAGGCUGAACAAGUUGGAUUUUGCGGACAACGGGCAAAUACCGACGCUCAUAACCUCCAGCGAUGAAUGAAGCUGGAAAAUGUACUGACUUUGAGAGUGAGAGAGACAAGCUGUAUAUAGCGGGAGAUAGAGGUAGGAACUAACGCAAAUUUGUUGGGUAACGGUGUAUUGAUCGUGCAAAUAAUCUUGUGCACCGAAUUGCAAUUGGAGCAGUUCUGCUGUCUAAAGUUGUUCAGAUGUUCGAAUA